GCAUGUGAGGCAUGCAGAGCGGCCAAGGUCAAGUGUCAGCCGAGCGAACUGCCUACAGUUUGCCGCAAGGCCAGAGUGGAUAUGAAUACUGAUUUGAUAAUCAGCCCUGGUGAUGCAGCACAACCUCAGCCACUGCCCGCAAGCCGCCCAUCAAGGACGUUCACUAUUGAAUUUGACGUGCAGUCACUGCCUGAUGUCGACGAGAAUUUCGACGCCCUGCGCGAUAGUCAUGCACAGUUCCUCGAGAGCAUGUUUCCCUCUGAGCCGAACUCUGACAUUGAUGAUCUCACUUCCUCACCAAUGACAGGUUUUCUCACUCCCUCGUCUUCGCACAGCCACUCCAUCCAAUCUCUCCACGCGAAACCCCAAUUCAACCUCGACUCUGCCGAGUCCCUACUGGCCUCAUUCGGCAGAAUGUUGUCCCAUUUCCCCUGCAUUAACUUUCAGCCCGAAGACACGGUUUUAAGCCUUGCUGCCUCUCGGCCAUUCGUUUUACUGGCGAUCUUAGCGGCAGUGUCUGGAUCGCGGACUCUUCAAGGGCAUAGUCUCUAUGAUGAAGAGUUUCGAAAGGUUUUAGGCCUUAAGUUUGUGGCCGGCGGGGAAAGGAGCAUUGAACUUCUGCAGGGCACACUCAUCUACUGUGCUUGGUAUCCAUUCCACCUUAGGCCUAAAAAUAAGCAAGCCUUUCAGUAUGUCCGUAUGGCGGGGGAUAUGGUUCGCGACAUGGGACUUGAUCAAGAGUUGCCCGAGUUGAAAGACGGCGUCAACUCUGAAGUGACGAAGGAGCAGCUUGACAAAAUCCGCACAUAUCUCUCAUGGUUCUACGCUGGAUCAAAUUUCAUGGUCGCCUGGAAGAAGCUAGACGUAAAACCUCCCUUUACUGCUUGGACAGCUACUUGCUGUGACAUUCUGCAGAAGUGCGCAGAGUCCGAUGGCGACUUCGCCUUGAGUUACCUCGUACAAUUUACGAAUUACACGAACGCGGCUACAGACGCAAUACAUGAGAGCACCGUGACAACUGAACAACAGAGCCAGUUUGUCCUAUUCGGCCUGGAAGUCCAAGGUCGAGAGCUCCGGCAACGAAUGCUCACUCGAAUUGCCAAAGUACCAGUGAAAUUCUCGGAGCUAUUUUUUCGCAUCUAUCUUAUAGGCUGCCCUUUAAUUCGCGUGGGGCAAUCUAAGAACAGGCCCUCUGGGUACAUUUUCCCUUCAAUAUCAAAGCUUAAAAGUUGCGUUGCCGAAAUCAAGAUGAUGUUUGACUUUGUCUCUGAUCUAGGGCAAUCAGCAUUCACUGCCUUCUCUUCCAAUGAUUGGAUGAAGGUUGUUAUCACCAUCAUCAUCGCCCUCCGUCUCUCAUUCCCUCUUACUGAGCUCCCUGACUGGGAUGACUGUUGGGCAAGAAGCGAGUUGCAUUUUAAUGAGUUCUUGACACAUAUGUGCGAAGGUUCUGAGUUGACCACGGUCAAUACUCGAGUCGAUGCCGUCUCUGCCAGUCGCGUCGUCUUGCGUAUCGUUAAGGAUAAGUACGACCGCCGGGUCGCGCUACCGGUGGCAGCGGCAAUUCCAUCGUCAUCGGGAAUUCAGGGUUGCCCGAUGUUUGAUCACAGAAUGGACCCUUAUAUUUCUACGUGGGAUACUGGUCUUGGAGCUGGUAAUGAAAAUCCAUUUUCCACUCGUCAUGCAGAUGACGAGCCACCGGUAUUUCGGGAUUUGUGGACAACGAUAACAAUGGGA
Molecule: messenger RNA, 1734 nt
Organism: Trichoderma atroviride IMI 206040
Lineage: Eukaryota; Fungi; Ascomycota; Sordariomycetes; Hypocreales; Hypocreaceae
Source: RefSeq, a predicted model, not a curated record